UGGAGUGGGGAUCAUUCGUUCAUCUUCGAUAAAGCUCGGCUCUCUUCGGAAAUUCCAAAACUUGAAAGCAAAGAACUCACUCCACACUGUCAGUUAGUGAGUGAGUUGAGUCGCCAGUCAGAACGUCAGAACUAUUUCUUGCGCGCGUGUAGUUGACUGACUGCGCUCAGCGCGAAAUACAUGAUGUAUUCUAUUGGUGAUCUUCGUUUGUGAUCAGUGAUUGUUGUGCCUUUUUCGAAAUCUUUGGACUUGUGCGCGAAUUUUUUUUCGAGAUCCGAAAAUGAGUGAAAACUGUUCUCAGAGAAUUUCGCCAAAAGACAGUUGGAUGCAAAACUUGAACUAUACGCCGAGUGUGGCAACCCCAGCGAUAGGUUUGCAAGGAACUACGUCCAAUGAUUCUCAACAUAACAGACAACCUGUCAUCAGAAAACGCCAGAAAAAAUAUUCUUCGAGGGUGACAAGCACAACCUAUCAAGCAACUCAGGAUCCAAGAAUGCGGGCCAUUUCCCAGUCCUUGCCAGGCCCUCCAAUUUUUAGUGGGCAUUUGAAAAACGUAGUCUCAUCGCGUCCUCACAUUGCAAGAAAUGAAAGCACUGUAAUGCAUGAGGGCAUGGAGAUUUCUUGCAUCGAUCUAACUGGAGACGAAACAGACGACAACACAAAUGAACUACCUGAAAACGCGAUGCCACAGUCUGAAGUGAUUGACCAAAAGCCGCCGAUUGAAACUUUGAAUCCACGUCCAACGAUCUCUGAUCAUAAUAAUUCUUGGAAAUCGUUUAUAUCAGAGCGUUUGCCGAACAUUACAGUCAUCCCCAUAGACAAUCCUAGUACGACGGACGCGAUUUACUCUCCUGCGCAUCCGGUUAACACUGGAAUUGGGGACCAGAGUACGCCAAGUGCAGCUCUGCUUCUAUCCAUCAUUUCUUCACUACUUCGGUGGCGCGAUUGUCGUUCAAGUGUGCCGCAACCGGCAAUGGAAAGAGAGAAUGGCGAACGAGCGCCAUCAAACGAAAGAGCAGAUCAGCCUCAAGUUGAACCGGCCAACCUCCUUGAUGCUGCCGCUAUCUUUGGUGCUUCGAGCCACCCGCUUUUCGGAGCGAUGCCUGGCGCGUACGGACAUCCGCUGUCGAGUGCGUAUGGCGCUAUGAUGGGUGCAGGUGCCCGUGCGGGGGCGGGAGCGAGUGCCGCAUUUCCCCCGCCGACCACCAGCACUUACGGCACGCUCAGUGUGGCUGCCAGUCAGGCUGCCAGUCUCGGUCUCAAUUCGGCCAGUGCAGCAUGGUGGACAAUGGCGAGCCACUUGGCUGCCCAGGACUACCUGGCGAGAGUGCAGGCUGUCCAGGCUUCAGCUGCAGCCUCCUUCCCAGGACUACCCACACCAGAGAGCCUCCUGCCGGGCUACCAGAUGGUCACUCAUCCCUCCCAGCCUCAUAAACUGCCCAACAAAAAUUCAUCGAAUAGUGAGAAACGUUCAUCCAAGAACCAAUCUUCCAUAUUCCCACCACCGUUGGGCGCUUCAGUUGGUCACCGUGAACGAGAACGAGAGAGAGAGCGCAACCGGGAGAGAGAACGUGAGAGAGAACGAGAGCGCGAGCAAGAACGCGAACGUGAACGCGAACGUGAACGCGAACGUGAACGCGAACGCGACAGAGUCAGGCAACGAGAACAAGAAGAGUUAGAGCGUAUGGCCAUGCAAGUCAGCGCCUUGACUGCUCCUCCUUCAGUGCAUGGCGAGCAAAGCAUCUUGGGAGGAGUGCGUCUUCCGCCGGAUACAGAGAUUAUCAAAUAUACGACCAGUGCUAUUGGCCCGAAAGUACCGGGAACCACCAACAGAGGGCGCAAGAAAACCAUUUCGCUGGACCCUCCUUCAGUCAGCGUCAUGCCUACUCUCUCUUCUACCGGCCUUGUCAUCGAGAGGAAAAAUAAACAGCCGUUGUCGGACCCAGAGUCUGAAAUAAGAGAUAGCAAAUAUCCGAGAUUGAGUCACGAUAAACCAAUUGAACCGGCGCACAACUACUAUAAGAGUGAUUUGCCUGAUCGUGUGGAAGUGAUCAAGCUUCCCAGUGCAGUGAGCAAUGGUCGAGCCACUCCAGUUAACUACGCAGGCGCAGAAAUGGAUGCUCCUCUCAAUCUUUCAUUGAAGCCAUCCUCGUCUUCUGUUCCUUGCAAUAAUAACGCACUUCAGUCGCUGUCAUCUUUAUCCCAGUCUCUGGGUACUCCGCCUCCCGAUAGAGUUUCUCGCCGAAAGCCAGGACCAAAACCUCGAAGAGUGACUCCGUCCCCACUUCCCCUCCAGCAACCGGCUGGGCCAAAUGUCCAGGGGCUCAUGAACUUGAUCACUGCAGCAGAAAUGGUAAUGGCUAAUGAUGACAGUGAAACUCAUCAUAAGGAUGGUCGUCCUAGAAAUCUGGGAAGAGGUGUUUCAAAGCCUAAGAAAAACACGGUUGCUUCUCUCCUGGCUCAGAGUAGAGCAUUGGGAGUCAAGCCAGGAAUUGAUCUCAACUCUCCAUUGAAUCACCAGGUCUCCUUGCUCAACUCAAAACUGCUGCAACAAUCCACUUCCACUGGAACAGAAAAUGAUGGGAAGAAUAAGAAUGAUGAACAGUCUCUGCCAUUAGCUCUGGCCUCGACAUCCUCUUCUGCAUCCCAAAUUUACGCAGACGAUGCUGAAAAACAUAAGAAGAAUUCGGAGGAGUCACAGGCAGAUGUUGGGAGUGAUGGGACCAUCUCCGUUGGGGGACCAGAAUGUUUCAUCAACGAGGGAGGUCUCAGUGACAAUGAAUCGGAUAUCGAAAUCGAUGCAACUGGUAUUAGAAGGAAACGCACAAUUUCAGAAAGGGAUGGGGCUUCAUGGGCGGGUUGGGGGCAUUGUAAUUUCUUUAAUUAUAAGAAGAUUUGUAUUUUGUGUGAAUUUUAUAUUCAUAAAUCAUGUUUUCAGUUCUUGGAGCAGAACGGAAUAUCUGAUUUCAAAAGACAAAACUUCUCCUUCAAUAAGAAGGAUUUCCUUGGGGACGUCUUACAAUAUGAUGAAGUAAAUGACGCUUUCAAAAAGAACAUGAGGCCUGACACCGAGGAUGUCGAAAUGGAAGUGGAAGAUGCUAUGGCCUUCAGACUAGUCAAAGAACAGGAGAGAUUGGAGAAAGCCGAAGCACUGAAAAAAGAGAAGGAACAGAGAGCAUUGCAGCAGAACGAGGGCCGGAAACGACUAGUAUUCACUAGUGAACAAAAAUGGGCGAUUAUACAUGAGAUCGAGGCUGGCAAAAGCAAAUCGGAUGUGAGUCGGGCCUUGGGCCUAGCAACGUCCACUGUCGCCACUAUUUGGAAAAACAGAAACUGUGUGCAGCCUAGUCAAGGGGCGAAACGCAAAAGGCAGGAAGAGCUAGAGAAAUUAAAAGUGGAGGAGCAAAUGAGAAAACAGCAGGAACGAGAAUUGAAACGACAGCAGGCUGCUAUUCUUAAAGAACAAGAAAGGGAAAGACGCCGACAGCAUAUGACUUAUGUGAAAGCUCUUGAUGCUCGUAAAAGAAUGGAAGAACGCGAGAGACGUAAGCAAGAAGUGAGAGCCGAGAAAUUGGCUUCGAGAGAGAAAAUUUUGGAGCAACGUAGAAUUGAUAUGGAAAUUCUGAAUGAACUGAGGAAACCAGUAGAAGACAUGGAGCUGAUUGAAGCAAAGCCUCUUCCCAGGCUUGAGAGGAUCCCUGGUCUGAAGCUGAGUGGCCAAGCUUUCGCUGAUACUCUCAUGAUUUUCGAAUUUCUACAUAACUUUGGCGAAACAUUGGGAUUUGACAUGGGCAGUCUCCCAACUUUGAAAAGUUUGCAGAAAGCCCUUCUUGGGGAUGAAGUGGCCGAAGAAGAACUGCUGUCAGUCAUGACUCAUCUCAUAAUUUGUGCGAUUGAAGAUCCCGGAAUCCCAAAUCCAGCAAGACACACAACUCUUCUGGGCCAAAGCCUCAAACAAGCUGACAUCUCCCAUGCGAACAUCUCUGAGAUAUUCAGGAUAUAUUUGUACGCCAAUGCUACAGGAGAGGUCAAGGCUUUAACAGGUCAUGCGUUCGAGAGAGACAGAGAGAAGCGGAUGUCUGAUCAUCACAAUAAUAUGAGUGAAAAUGGCGAAGAUGGCUUGAAAGUCUGUGAAAAGGGCAAGAACGCAGCAUUCUUUGUUGCUUUGCGAGAAAACAAUACAUAUCGCAUGUCGGAGUGGUUGAAGAAGAAGCCAUUUUUAGCACUGAAUGCCACUCAGAAAGCGGCAAUACUCGGUUUCCUUUGUCACGAGCUUCUUCAGAAUAAAGCAGUCACCAAGCAAAUCGACAGUGCCAUUGACACUGUGGCUCAUCUCAGACGAGAGCGCUGGAACACCGAAGCAAAAGUUCGCAAAUUGAAGCAUCUAAUGAACAAGAAGUCGAGGCAAAAUGCCAUGUCGAUGGUUGGCGGUAGAAUGCUGGAAGGGGCUGAUGCCGAGGAAGCGGGGCCCUCCAAAGAUCAAGAUGACGAUGAUGUGGAAGAAGUGGAGAGUGGCAACGAAAGCGAAGGAACCCAGCCAGAAGAGGAUGAAGACAAGAAGCUGACACUUGAAGAAAUGGCCAGGAAGCUAGAGCGCCUAAACAAGGCAACAGAAAUGAAUCUGCAGGCGCUGAAGACAUCAAAUGGGCAGCUGCGAUCGAACUGCUAUGGCCAGGACAGGUUCUGGCGUCGCUACCACUGCUUCCCCAGUGCAGGCGGACUCUAUGUUGAAGGAAUGGAAAGCGCAGAGCCUGAACUAUUCGAAGAAAUGGAGGAGAAAGAUAAGGAGGGAUCAGAAAUAUCGGACGAAAAGCCAGUAUUGACAGCCGAGGGGAGAACGAGAACAGAUGAUGAAACCAGUGGCUUAUCCGAAAUGCCAGUACUGACACCCAUGAAAGAUGAUUUCGAUGAUAAGAUGAUGGACUUGGACGAUAUGUCGAUCAAGAAAGAUGACGAAUUUCAAAAGCAAAUUAAGCAGGAAUUAAUUGAUCCAGCAGAAGAAGGAGAUGAACGGAUGGAAGAGUGUGAAGACGAACGUAUGGAUGAAACUGUAUGUGCAGAACCACAAAAUAUAGAUGUUCAUCAUAUUCAGUUACAACGUAUGGAGGCACAACGCAUGGAGGCACAACGUAUGGAGGCACAACGUGUGGAAGAACAACGUAUGGAGGAACAACGUAUGGAGGAGCAACGUAUGGAGGAAGAGAUACACCCAAUGUGUGUUGAGAAAGCUUCAUCCACCGACCUCACAAUAAGCACUGUUGAUGCUGAAAUUGCAUUCUUCGCAAUCAUUCCACGUUCACCCUGUGAUGACCACACAAUCACCACUACACCAACAGGAAUCAGAUACGGCAAUGAAGUCAACAGUGAGCUGCGAAUUCCACAAUUUCCGGCACCUCCCAGUUCACCAUCAAGCUCGCAGUGCGAUUCUCCAUUACCAGCUCCUUUGGCUUUGUCCCAAGAAGAAAGUAUGGCUUUGGAGUACUACAAACUCCAUGGCUGUCCACCGUUCUGUUCACUACAGCCUGUUCCACCUGAUUUGCGUAGAGGUUGGUGGAAGAUUACUAACGAAGACGCUUUGAUGACAUUGAUUUGUCGCUUGGAUCCAAAAGGUGUCCGUGAAAGGGAAUUGAAGCGAGCCUUCACGAAAAAUAUGUACGAGGUCAAUUGGAGGAAAACCCUUCUGCUUUCCAUGUUCCCAUACUCACAUUCUGCGGUUGAUCUAUCGGACCCGGAUGAAGAAGGAGAUUUGCCCGAUACACCUCCUGAGAGGGAUGCUGCCGAUUCAUGGAACUAUGACGUGGCUCUUCGUGUCGACAUGGCCGUUUUGGAACAAGUAGAAGUCAUGGAAGACAAAGUUGCUAAUGCUAGCAUGCAGAUUAAGGGUUGGAAAGUUCCAUCAAGAGCUAGCACAGAAGAAGGAGCCAUUUUCAAGCCGGUUUGCAGCCCUCCUGAUGAACCUGGCAUUAAUCCAGUUGCUCUUGCCAAAGAACGUCUGCUUUCAUUGGAAGCUGCCAUUGAAAGAAGAUACUUGAAGCCUCCUUUGGGCAUAAGGUUGUCUUUGGAUUGCAGCGCAGGCGAUGUUAACACAAGUUGCGAAUCAGACUCGAUUCCGAAAGGCCUGGUUGUGUGGCGUGAGGCAGUAGCCAAGGCUCAGUCCUCGGCCCAGUUGUCGAUGGCUCUUAUCAUGCUAGAAGCAUCCAUUGCUUGGGACAAGUCCAUCAUGAAAGCCAACUGCCAGUUUUGUCACAGUGGAGAUAAUGAAGACAAGUUACUCUUGUGUGAUGGAUGCGACAAGGGUUAUCAUACUUAUUGUUUCAAACCCAAAAUGGAGAAUAUUCCAGAUGGUGACUGGUACUGCUACGAGUGUAUGAACAAAGCUACAGGUGAACGUGCCUGCAUUGUUUGUGGUAAGAAAAUCGGGCGCAACCUGGUUCUUUGUGAGCAUUGCCCCAGGGCCUAUCACACUGACUGUCUGCAACCUCCCAUCUCAAAGGUUCCUCGUGGGAAAUGGCACUGUCCCACUUGCCAGUCCAAGAUUCCCAAGAAGAAGAGCUCAACAAAACGCUCAGUUGACAAAUCAACAAACAUCAAUAGCACACAGGCCAGUCCUAGCGUCACCAACUCGUCUGAUGCUCAAAUCCUGAGUAUUUCAGAAGCUGCUAUCAGCUCUCCGGCCGAGGCGCCUUCUCCAGAUUCUCCACUGGCGCAUUUAGGUAGCAAGAAGAAAAAGCAGGAGAAAAGAGAACGCGAAAUGGCGCCAUGUCGUCAGCUGUUGGAAGAUCUCGAGGCUCACGAUGAAGCAUGGCCUUUUCUCCUGCCAGUCAACACAAAGCAGUUUCCUACCUAUAAGAAGAUCAUCAAGAAUCCAAUGGACCUGAGCACUAUCAAAAAGAGACUUCUCGAUUCUGGGUAUAAAUCCAGAGAGGAAUUCUGUGCUGAUGUUCGGCUGAUCUUCAACAAUUGUGAAACUUUCAAUGAAGAUGACAGCCCAGUGGGCAAAGCUGGACAUGGCAUGAGACUGUUUUUUGAAACACGUUGGGCUGAGCUUACCAAUCAGAAACCUCCUACUUUAUAGGUGAUUGUUUCAGGUUAUCAGAAAUCGAGUUAAGGAGUUUCCUCAGCUGUCCAGAAAGGUUGAUGUUUGUCAUAUUUGUAAAUUGAGAAAAAAUCUCAAUGUAAUUUCAGUGUUUUCUAUUCAAAUGAAUAUUGUGUGUCUUCAGCUGUAAAAUAUAUGUUUAAUGUAAAAUUUGGUGUAUUCGGAUUCAAUGGAGUCAGUAGUUUCUAAUAAUAUGUUCAAUGUUUAAUGGUAUGUGUGGCCAAUAUAAGGUUGUCAAAAUUGAUGUUGAGAUGAAGCUAUGACAUUAAUUUGCUUAAACAAAAUUCAAUAUUUUAUUCAAACGCUCUCUAAUUACCUUUCCACUAGCUUGCCAGAUUGUAUUGUUGGUUAAUAUUUCUUAGUUAUGCUUAUAUACCGCCUUGUAGCAUUUGAACGAUUUGAUUUUUUUCUUGCUCAUACUAUCAGGUAUAGUCAAUCAUUCCUAUGAAUAAGUGGAAACUGAAUGGGAGAAAGACCAUCAUAAAUAUGAAGAUUUCAGUUAACUUUCGAUUUCAUGGUAGAUAAGUAAUGAUUUAAUAUUCCAAAUAUAUAUCCUUCUUAGUUUCUCAGAUUAUCCAAAUAAUUGCGGGUUUAACUACA
Nilaparvata lugens (brown planthopper) is the source of this 7696-nucleotide messenger RNA. RefSeq names its product bromodomain adjacent to zinc finger domain protein 2B. Gene Ontology annotation, molecular function: DNA binding; protein binding. The record is from RefSeq and is a predicted model, not a curated record. Lineage: Eukaryota; Metazoa; Arthropoda; Insecta; Hemiptera; Delphacidae. The coding region runs from base 281 to 7075 and encodes 2264 amino acids. The transcript has 37 exons.